CAGAGCCCACAUUCCUUCCCCGUGACAGCCGGAGAGAGGGAGGGAAGGAGAGGUGCCACUGCCAUGCAGCCCUUCGUACCUGCUUGGGCCCUUCUGCUCUGCUUCCCUCCCGGCCUCGCACUGAGCCUGCUGCGCUGGUGCACCGUCUCUGACCAGGAGCUGGCCAAGUGCAGCGACAUGAGCAAAGCCUUUGCCGGGGCCAGCCUCCUCCCCUUGCUGGCGUGUGUGAAUGGAGGCUCCACCAGCACUUGCACCUCCAUGAUCAACGCAAGCCUGGCAGAUGUUGCAACCCUGGACGGCGGCACCAUUUACCAGGCUGGGAAGGAGUACAAUCUGAAGCCAGUGGUGGGCGAAGCCUACGGCCAAGAUCUCGGCACCUCCUACUACGCGGUGGCUGUGGUGAGGGCCAAUUCCACCUUGACCAUCGGCAGCUUGAGGGGGGCCAGGACUUGCCACACGGGCAUCAACAGGACCGUGGGAUGGAACGUCCCUGUGGGCUUCCUCAUUGACAGUGGCCGGAUGGCGCUGAUGGGCUGUCAAGUCCCAAAAGCUGUUGGGGAGUACUUCAGUGCCAGCUGUGUCCCUGGAGCCAGUGGGGACAGAUACCCUCCCUCCCUCUGUCAGCUCUGCAAAGGGGACGGGGCAGGACAAGGGAAAUGCGACCCGAGUCCCCGAGAGUUAUACUACGACUACGCGGGAGCCUUCAGGUGUCUGGUGGAGGAGGCGGGAGAGGUUGCCUUCGUGAAGCACAGCACUGUAACAGACGCCAUACAAGGCCCAGCUCCUCCCUCGUGGGCUCAGAAGCUUCAGCCGGGGGACUUCCGGCUGCUCUGCCGGGACGGGAGUCGGGCGGAAGUCACGGAGUGGCGGAGGUGCCACUUGGCCCGGGUCCCCGCCCACGCUGUGGUGGCCAGGCAGGACACGGCGGGGAGCCUCGUCUUUCAUCUGCUCGACCAGGGACAGCAAAGGUUUAAUGGUGAAAGCUCCAGUUUCCAGAUGUUUGACUCUGUGGCUUAUGGUGGGAAGAACCUUCUCUUCAAAGACUCCACCACGCAGCUGGUCCCCAUCGAGGAGGAGACCUACCAGGCCUGGCUGGGGAAGGAGUAUCUACAUGCUGUGCGGGGCUUGGAUUGUGACCCCACAAGACUGCCCAGGUCCCUGCGCUGGUGUGUCUUGUCAACGGAGGAGAUCUGGAAAUGCAGCCAAAUGGCCACUGCCUUUAAGGACAGGAACUUGAAGCCCGAAAUCCAGUGUGUUUCUGCGGCGAGUCCCGAGCAGUGCAUGGAGCGGAUCCAGAAAAGAGACAUUGAUGCUGUAACUUUGGCAGGAAAGGAUAUUUACAUGGCUGGGAAGAAAUACGGCUUAGUGCCUGCUGCUGGGGAAAAUUACACAGAUGGGGACACGAGCAACACUUACUAUGCUGUAGCCGUGGUGAGUCGGAACGUUUCCAACGCUUUCACCAUCCAUGAGCUCAAAGGGAAGAGGUCCUGCCACACUGGCUACGGGAGGAUGGCCGGGUGGAACAUACCUGUUGGCCUCCUGCUCAGGAGGGGUCUCAUUCAGGCCCAGGGCUGCAACAUCCUCCAAGCGGUGAGUUCCUAUUUCUCGGCCAGUUGUGUUCCCACUGCCAGGAGGGAUGGUUACCCAGCCAGCCUUUGUGAACUCUGCAUUGGCGACAGCAACGGGAAUCAUAAAUGCAGCGCCAGUGACCAGGAGCGCUAUUACGGCUACACGGGAGCCUUCAGGUGUUUAGCUGAGCAUCGUGGAGAUGUGGCCUUCGUCAAGCACUCUUCAGUCUUUGAAAACACAGAUGGUAACAACACAGCCUCCUGGGCCUCCCAGCUGCGGUCUGAGGACUUUCAGCUCUUGUGUCCCAACGGGGCCCGUGCUGAAGUCCGCCAGUUUGCCCGGUGCCACUGGGGCCAGGUGCCGGCUCGUGCUGUCAUGGUCCACCCAGACACCAAUGCUUUGGCCGUGUAUGGACUUCUCAGCAAAGCUCAGGAUUUCUUUGGGGAUGACUACAAUGGACAUGGGUUUAAAAUGUUCGAUUCCUCAGAUUUCCAAGGAGCAGAUUUAAUCUUCAGGGAUUCCACAACUGAAAUUGUGCCUGUUGGGGUGAAAACAACUUACGCAUCUUGGCUGGAGACGCAAUUCUUGGAGUCUCUUGAAGGCCUGGAGUCUCUCCAGUGUUCUGGAGCAGCUAUGGAGCCUGUGAACGUCUUUCUUCUGCUGAUGGCAAGUCUUAGUUUCAUUACAUUCUGCUCCUCGUGAUCAAUACAUCAACAUGCAACAAGAGAAUGCAGUUGGGGGAACCUAAUAAAAUCCACAACAAUGAUGAAAUCAGCAAACCCAGGCGAUCAUAUGGCCUGCUCAAGAUCCAACUUGCCCACCUCCAUAGUGAAGAGAUGUGGGAUGUUGGGCCGUCCUUCUGUCUUGUACUCCUCUUUUCCACCCACGUCUUCUUUUGGUCUGGCUAAACAUUUGAUUCCCCCCCACCCCCGGCUCCUGUGAGCCACGUCACUAGCACAUGGAGGGGCUUUCUGAACGUGUGGAAAUGUUACAGCCGUAAGAAUUAAAUUGUGCACGUUGUGGCAAACAUGAAACUUUGUAAGUAUGACAGGUACCAUGAAGCUCCAAUUAAGAUAGGAAAGCAUUCCUGAUGUCAUGAAAAUUAAAAUGGUUGCCAGUUA
Molecule: messenger RNA, 2690 nt
Organism: Gekko japonicus
Lineage: Eukaryota; Metazoa; Chordata; Lepidosauria; Squamata; Gekkonidae
Product: melanotransferrin-like
Exons: 16
Coding region: 64-2271 (735 amino acids)
Biological process (GO): iron ion transport
Cellular component (GO): recycling endosome; extracellular region; plasma membrane
Source: RefSeq, a predicted model, not a curated record